This is a messenger RNA of Phyllostomus hastatus (greater spear-nosed bat), 8720 nucleotides long. RefSeq names its product cell adhesion molecule 2 (gene CADM2). Bases 580 to 1914 code for a protein of 444 amino acids. The transcript has 11 exons. Lineage: Eukaryota; Metazoa; Chordata; Mammalia; Chiroptera; Phyllostomidae. The record is from RefSeq and is a predicted model, not a curated record.
CCGGAGCAUCCGGGAGCCACUGCCGCCGCCACCACUGCCACCACCACCACCACCACCGCCACUAGAGCUGCUUCCACUGCUGCCACCUCCCUGCCCAGAACCCCAAGACACCCCGAGCGCGUGCGGCGGCUGCUGCUUGCAUGUUCCACCUUUUCCUCUGCCCCUCCCUUCCGUGACCUACCCACUCCUUGGAGCCCUCGUCUGCACCUUUCCCGACACCCCAGCAUCCCUGCACCACCUGCUCCGGCAGCCUCAUCGGGUGUUGGGACUUGCUGUGUGCGCCGAGGGGAAGGCUAGCCCGACUGGUGCCUGGCAGACGGGCUGUCGCGGCUGCACCACCGGGAGGAGAAGAAACUAUUUCGCCCACCAAAAACCCAUUCUGCGGGUGCUUCGCCGCUGCCGCUUCUGCUGCCGCCGAUCCCCGUUCGUGUCCGCGAGUUCAAACACCGCAGCAGCGGGGACCGUGGGUCCGGCGGGCGCCGCGAGGAGGACACCGGCGGAGCCCUACACUCUGGUGCCCUGCUCACCAGCAGAUCCGUGCCUCCUGGUUCCUCCCCCCAACCAUUUGGAGAAGGGACCAUGAUUUGGAAGCGCAGCGCCGUUCUCCGCUUCUACAGUGUCUGCGGGCUCCUGCUACAAGCGGCUGCUUCAAAAAAUAAAGUUAAAGGCAGCCAAGGGCAGUUUCCACUCACACAGAAUGUAACCGUUGUUGAAGGAGGAACUGCAAUUUUGACCUGCAGGGUUGAUCAAAAUGAUAACACCUCCCUCCAGUGGUCAAAUCCAGCUCAACAGACUCUCUACUUUGAUGACAAGAAAGCUUUAAGGGACAAUAGGAUCGAGCUGGUUCGGGCUUCUUGGCAUGAACUGAGUAUCAGUGUCAGUGAUGUGUCUCUCUCCGAUGAAGGACAGUAUACCUGUUCAUUAUUUACGAUGCCUGUCAAAACUUCCAAGGCCUAUCUCACUGUUCUCGGUGUUCCUGAAAAGCCUCAGAUUAGUGGGUUUUCAUCACCAGUUAUGGAGGGAGACUUGAUGCAGCUGACUUGUAAAACAUCUGGUAGUAAACCUGCAGCUGAUAUAAGAUGGUUCAAAAAUGACAAAGAGAUUAAAGAUGUAAAAUAUUUAAAAGAGGAGGAUGCAAAUCGCAAGACUUUCACUGUCAGCAGCACUCUGGACUUUCGAGUGGACAGGAGCGAUGAUGGAGUGGCAGUAAUCUGCAGAGUCGACCAUGAAUCCCUCAAUGCUACUCCUCAAGUGGCCAUGCAGGUGCUAGAAAUACACUAUACACCAUCAGUUAAGAUUAUACCAUCCACUCCUUUUCCACAAGAAGGACAGCCUUUAAUUCUGACUUGUGAAUCCAAGGGAAAACCACUGCCAGAACCUGUUUUGUGGACAAAGGAUGGUGGAGAAUUACCAGAUCCUGAUCGGAUGGUUGUGAGUGGUAGGGAGCUAAACAUUCUUUUCCUGAACAAAACGGAUAAUGGUACAUAUCGAUGUGAAGCCACAAACACCAUUGGCCAAAGCAGUGCAGAGUAUGUUCUCAUUGUACACGAUGUUCCCAUCACUUUGCUUCCCACUACUAUCAUCCCCUCCCUUACCACUGCAACAGUCACAGCCACUGUAGCCAUAACCGCCAGCCCCACCACACCUGCAACCACCAACAGCAGAAGAGAUCCCAAUGCUCUGGCUGGCCAGACUGGCCCUGAUCAUGCUCUUAUAGGAGGAAUAGUGGCUGUAGUUGUGUUUGUCACAUUGUGUUCUAUAUUUCUGCUUGGUCGAUAUCUGGCAAGACAUAAAGGAACAUAUUUAACAAAUGAAGCUAAAGGAGCUGAAGAUGCACCAGAUGCUGACACAGCCAUUAUCAAUGCUGAAGGCAGCCAAGUCAAUGCUGAGGAGAAAAAAGAGUAUUUCAUUUAAAAUGCAGGCCGAGAUUCUGAGUUUUACUUACCAGGCUGGCUGCUGGAGAAAACUGGCUCUCAUCUUUCAGAAUUCAUUUCUACCAUCUUCUGCUACCUUUAUUAACUUCCAUAGCGUACUGCUGUCAGUAGCCAGGGUGUACCAGCAAUCAGCUGCCGAAGGCAUCAUUCUUUAAUCACUGUACCAUCCAUAAUGCAGGACAUUUCUUACUGCCUAAAUUCCACACCAUUGCUCUUUUAACAUACAGUGCUUGAAUAUACAGCCUUAACAAUGUUAAUAAUCUCCUUGGAUCAUGAUAUUGAAUUGUUUUUAUACAUUGAAAAAAGUGUAUGCAGAGUUUUUCUUGUUUGUUUCCCCUCAUUUUCACCCCCUUUAAAUCAUGGACUUAGUUUGCCAUUGGACAGCUUCACAAAAAAACAGAAUUAGGUAAAGAGCUAAUGUGCUUAAGUUUAAUCAGACAUUAAAAGUUUACAGACAAUGUUUUCUACAUGUCUCUCUUCAAAGGCAUGUUUGGAGACAUAUGCCCUAGAAAACACAAACUGAAAACACUGUAGUAUAGAUUCUGGAUUGUUUGCAAUAUACUGGUAAGGCUGUAUCAAUUUGCUAUUUAAAACUAUAGUAUUUGAUACAGGAGCCAUGUGUAUGAAAUGUAAUCCUGUCAUGGUAUCUUAUGUAAUUGUAUAGAUCCCACCAUUAGGUUAUUUUAGCUUCAUUUACUAAUAAAUUGUUACAAACAUUUUACUGCUUGGGGAUCACCAAGAUUUCAUUCAUUUUUCUAAUUUCAUUCUGUAAUUUAUUUGCUCCACAAGGACUUACCUUCCUAAACAAAAUUGAAGUAUCCAUAGGGCACAAUUUUGAGACAUUUUAGUAUCUGUAUAUAGUGCAUAUAACAAAUCCAAUUAAACAUUAUUUGAUACAUAUUCAACUUUUGGGGCUGUAGGUAGUUCAAUCAUAAGUGAGCAUUUUCUAAUGUCCAUUAUAUCCCUUUAGAUAUUACUUAAACAAAUAUUAUAAGUAGAUAACAUGUAUUAGUAUUUUGUCUGUAUGUCCUAGCACUGUUCAACAACAAAUUUUUCUAGUUCUUGUUAAUUUUUAUUUCUUAUACAAUGGAAGCACAAUGUUAUAAGGAAAGGUAAUUUUAAGCUAACAACCAGUGCACAGCCUCAGGUUUAAAUUACAACCACAAUAGAAUAAUAACCUAAAAAUAAACUCUUAGUUUGCUAAAAAGUUUGCAAGUUUUAAUUUGGCAGUUCCAUAGCUGCUUACCUAUGUUGGUUUGCCAAAAACAAGUGUUUAAGAUAUGUUUUCUGUAUAGGUAAACUAAUUCUUUAUAUUAAAUUCCUGUCUAUGCAUUUUGUGAGGUACAAGCUUAUGAAACAGUGAGUGAUAGAGAAUUUCUGCCAUGCUUUUACCUCCAAGGUGAAAGUCUCUUCCUCUGGAUUAUUUCUGAAAUUUUGGUGUAUUUAACCAUUAAGAAAUGCUGUAUCCUUAAAUAUGACACAGAGUUCAUCUAAAGUCAUAUUAUUUCUUCUAGUAAAAUACAAUAUUGUUAGAUUAGUUCCCAUUGAAUUUAUUAUAUGCUAAAGAUUAAAAAUCCAGUUAGAUGAAAAUUAUUUUCUCAUUCACAAGCAUUGCACCUUUAAGAAGAAAACAAGUAUGACAAUAUGGUAGCUCUACUUGUGAUGUCAAAGCAUGAUGGCCUAUGGUUUUUAAAAAACAAUAUCUUGGAAUUUGCUUUGGGGAAUUGAGAAUGUUUGAGUAUGACAUCAUAUGUUAAUAUCAAAUGAAAGACAAGGGUGCUGUAUCUUAGAUUAUUUAUCAGAAAAGUAUAAAUCUUUUAAAUACAAUGUUAGAAUUCUAAAUUGUUUUCUUUUUAUUGUUGAAGCAUUUAUCUUGUUAUUUCUUACAAAAAGGAAAAAGGAUGAUGUCAGUCAAGCAGCACUUUUUCAGAAUAUACAAAACAUACAUAAAUAAUAUGAUGUGGUUGAGUGUUAACAUAAUAAAUCAUAUACAGUAUGGCAUUUUAAGGAAAUAAGUCUGCAUUGAUGUGAUUGCAUGCUUGUUUUUACAGUUCAAUUCAUACCAUCUGUGGAAAAAUGCAAUAAUAUGUUAAUAUAGUAUGGUAGUUUGAGAGAAUCGGGUAGGUGCUACUAGACACAUUGAAACUAGAAUAGGUUUAUAAACUGUUCAUAUCUUUCAAUGCAUAAUCUUUAGAAAGACUCCACAAAGCAAAAUUCAUCCUGUUAGUACAAAUUGAAAGUUUCUUAUUACAAAAGUUGUACAAACCCCAUCAUCAAUUACUAUUUAAAGCCUAAUUUCAGGAUGUACUUACAAAAUUGCUCCUAUUCAUUAAUGUUGCAUUUACAUCUUUCUUCAUUUUGUCUAUAUUCUACUUGGCUCCUGAUGCUUAAUUACCGCCUAAAUAAAUCAUUCAUUAUUUCCAACACUGUAAAAUUAAAAAUCCAAAAUUGGUUGCCUUUCAAGAUUUUUUGAUUCUUUGACCUUUCAGAGUAAUAUAAAAACUCUUUAGAACUCUUUAAAACAAACUAACUGGUGAUCUGUAAGCUCUAAUUGAUUAUUUCACCAGUUAAAAUAGAUAGAUUAGGUAUCAUUUUAGUUACUGAAAAAAUGGCAAUUGAAUUAUGGUUUCCUAUUUUUUAAAAUUAUUUGAUUUCUAACAAUCAAAAAAUAAAAUAUAAAAAUCUUUGCUUAUUUCUAUAAAUUUCAGAAUAAAAUGAAAUACCAUUUUUAAAAGAACCCCAUCAAAUUCAAUGUCCAAACCAUGCACACUUUUAUGCAUAGAGAACCAAAUUCUGUCUCUGCUUAGUGAACACAGAAGCUACAGAACUCAGUGGAAGGAGUGUGCAUAUACACACAGACUUGCAACCAGCCCUAGUAGAAUAUGGAACAUCAUUUUUUUACCAGAAGUAGCUAUUCUCUGCCAGUGUACUGUUUACAGUGUAAACUGAUUGUCCUUCAUCAAAAAAAAAUAUAAGCAACAUUUUUUCUUGUUUUUUUUUUCUGUUUUUCAGUGUCCUAGAUAGAAAAAAUUAUCAAAAUUAGGAAGAAAAAGGAAAGUUUGUGAGUGGAAGAGCGAAGACAGAGACCAUGAGCAGAGUUUUGAGGUGUGUGUGGGGGGCGAGUGAGAGAGAAUGAGAGAGAGAGAGAGAGAUUGAUUGAUUUUUACUUGUUUUCUCUUACUAGAGAAUUCAAGAGGCAGUUUAAGGAACCUGAUAUUGGAGUUUAAUCUAAAAACUGGGUAAUAUCAUAUUGAUUCAAGAUGGUCAAUCUUGCAACAAAAGCCCACAACUAAAGUAAAACAACAACAAAAAAAAAUAAAACAGAGAAAGAAAACUAACUUUCCUAAAUAUAGCAAAGAAGCUAACACCUCAUUUAUUUUUAAUUUUAUGUAAAAAUAUAUAAAUAUCUCGAUUAAAAGGACAGGUUCACUUGUAAUUAUGUACUCACGAUUGUAAUAGCAUUGAGAUUCCAUAUAGGCACAUGUACAGCAGUUAUUCGACAGUGAUGGUUCUUCCAUGUAAUAUAGCAGUUAUUGUAUAAUAUAGUGCCACUUAUUGCAAAGUGUUACAAGGGGAAGAUUUAAAAUACUUUUCCUUUACUUUGGACUUAAAAGGUAAUUUAAUGUACACUAAAGAUGAAACUUCAUAUUAGGUUUUUAAUUGUGGAGAAAAUGUAAAACCUCUAUCUUAUGGCAACUUCCUUGUCAUAAUGUUAAUUACUCAGAGCCCUCUAAAAAUGCCCAAUAUUAUCCCCCUUUGCAAAUGUAACCUGUGAUAAAUAUAUAAAAACAAACAAAAACAAUUGGCAAUGACAGCUGAAAUAAAUGAAACACCUAGUGACAAUUACUGAGUAAUGCUUUUUAUUAAGUGGCACAAAGUACACACUAAAAACUAUGCAAAAUAUAGGUAACUACAGUGUACGUACAUGUAAGUAUCUUGUACUUGCUGUUUAUGGAUGUUCAAAACCCAUGUAAUUAUAAUAUGCAUUUUGAAUAUUGGGAAAGAGGAAAUCUUAGUGUAGAUAAUAGGAUUUGUUUUGAAAUAUACACUGGCAAUAUUGAAAUAUACAUACUCAGUGCAAUACCUGCAAUUCUAUUGCUGGAUACUUAAUACAAAGGGGUUUUAAAGAAUUCUUCAACAAGAUCCAAGGGGUUACUAACCUUCACCUCCCACAUUCUAAAUCAUUGCUUUAAAGAAAACUGGCUCAGCUAAAUGAUGUUUUUCUUUCAUAAUCAUUAACAUUACAAAAUAAAAUUAUUUGGCUUAGUUUUUAGCCUUACUAGAGAAAAAGAAAGUUUUAUUUACAUACAAUUUAAUUUAUAAUUAUUAAACAUUAUUUGAAAUGCAUGUAUGUUUUAAUGAAUUUGGGGACUUCUGUUAUAAAUACAAAUUUAUUCAAUCAAAUCAUAGGUUACCUUUCAUAGGUAAUGUCACUAUACUUUAGUGGACAUUUUUUGUAUCUUUUCUUUUUCUAUUCAUUUUUUCCCCUUCCCUAUGUUACCCCAAACAUACCCUUUGCACCUAUACCCUUCCAAAGGCAAUGGAUUGAAAGUAGCAAGAUUAUAAACAGAGCUAAAAGGGAUACCAUAUAAGAAUGGGUUCUAAACUAAUAAGCAUUUUUAUGUGUUGAGAUUAUUAAUAUUGAAUGCAAUAGUUAUUGGAUAUAGUUGGUAAGUUCUCUGCCAUGCAUACUUACAAUAAUCCUACCUCUCACUUUUAACAUGGGCUAUGAUACUUCAAUAUAAAUAGAAGAAAUAAUUAUUUACAAGGUAUCCCAGGAAGCACUCAUUAGAGGCUAACAUAGCAGUCUGCUCCCCACACCCUGGGGAUUCUCAAAAGCCAACUUGUUUUAGUGUAUUCAACAGUGUAUGAGUCUGCCUUUGUUUUUCUUUUUCUAUCAUCAACUUUUCCUGUAGGCAAAACAUUAUGACUUUAUAAGAAUGGCUCUUCUCAUGAUUAUUUAAUAUUGCAAUGUAUUGUGAUUUUGUUGAUUUUUAAAAAAUAAUUUAAAUGGCAACAAUUUGUAGCCCAAUCUAUUUAUUUAAUAUUUAAAAUACAAUUCCUUAUGAAUUAAUGCUAUGCUUUUAAGUGAAAAUUAUAAAUGUAGUUUAUUUUGCCAAGCAGUGUUAUCUAGGUAAGACAAAAAUAUAAGUAUUUAAGACUGGCUCCUUAUUAACAAAUAAUAUCUAAAUAAUAAGUGCAAAAUAUUGCCACAAAUGGCCACUUUAUUUUGUCUAUAUAGACACAUCAAUUUUUCAAAUGAUGUAAUUUAAUUAUUCUAAAAGGAAAUUACAUUUCAAAAGCAGAUUUUCCUCUAAGAAAAGGGUACAAGAAAAAACUCAAUUAUGACAUUGAAUUUAUAGUAUAUGCUUGAAGUUAAAGAUGUUUCUGUGUUAUGUGGUUAUGUUAUAAAUAUAUUUCAUCUAAUCUUUAUAAUCUCUUCCAUAUAUGUGUGUGUAUGUAUAUACAUAUAUAUACAUAUAUAUAUGUAUAUGCUAAUUACAAGAAAUGUAUGGGUUAUUUUGGAGAGAAUGGGCCCCAUGUGAAAAAGAUGUAAAAAAAUAAACUUACUAUUUCCCCCUAUGAAAUAUGCUGUACAUUUCAAAAGAAGAAAAAUGAAAAGAUAUUUGAAGAUUGCAGGGGCAAAAGAAAAACCUACCAGGGCUCAGCACUUAAGCACUUUCCCACAUCCAGGGUCAGGACAGCAGUGAUUCCCACAUGGACUUUUAAGUGCGGUAUGAAAUGCCACAUUACAAUUCUCUUACACACAGUACUGUCAAACCUCAGAUACUUUCUUUCUUCAGAUGCUUUUCCUUGUACAUGAUACUAGUAGCCACUCUUCUCUUUAUAUUUGUUGAUAGUGAAAGUUAUAUGCAAUAAAAUAUUUCAUGAUUGAAAGCAGUGGUCACCAGCUGGUUAGAAAAAAAAACUAUGAAAUGUAAACUGAAUUAUUUCUUUAUCCUUUUUACUUUUCUCUGUGUUUCUAAUGUAUUGAAAAAUACUCAAAAUAGAAAAAUGAUUUAGACAUUUUUCAAAACUAGUACUUUUUCUCCUUAUAAAUGUAUAAAGUUUUAAUCUCCUUACAAAUUUAUUCACCUGUACUUGUUGUACCUAUUGUAGAUUCAAUGAUGCAGUUAAGUAGUAACCCAAGGAUGUAUGAGUUUGUAAUUACUAACCUAUUUUCUUCAUAUUCAGUUCACAUCAAUAUUUGUGAAUUGGUUGUUUUGCUUUUCAUGCAACCAAACAAUAUUCCCUCAAGAAAGCUCCAUUUUUAUCAUAAACAUUUCAAUAUAAUCAACAUUGGAACAAGUCUGCCAUGUUAAAAAGAAUUUAAAAACUUAUCUCUGAAGAUUGUACUCAAGAAAUGCAGGUGUUUCCAGCAAUGUAGUUUCAAAAAUAAAAUGUUCUAUUUAUAUGAUAUGAAAUUCAUAGCUUUUGGAAGGGUAUAUUUAUGACAGCAUAAAAAUAAAUUAUAUGUUGUAAAGAAGAUCCAUCAAAAUCAAGCAUAUUGCACAGUUAUUGAAUAUACUGUUCUUAUUAACAUGUUCAGAAAACAAAAUGCAUAUUGUAAUAUUAGGUACAUGACACUUGCAUGUUGAUAUGCCUAUAUACUUACAAAGUAUUCAAUGUGUACUUAGUGAUGCUUAAACUAUGUCAUGUACAACUCUUACAAACAUUCUUACAGGGUUCCCAUUUGCACUUCAUCUUUCAAUAAAGUCUUGUCAGAAAAAAAAAAAAAACUGUCCAAUAUAUAUAUAUGGAAAAAUAAAAUUUGAAUUUUAGUUA